Molecule: messenger RNA, 2332 nt
Organism: Chinchilla lanigera (long-tailed chinchilla)
Lineage: Eukaryota; Metazoa; Chordata; Mammalia; Rodentia; Chinchillidae
Gene: Aspn
Product: asporin
Exons: 8
Coding region: 284-1405 (373 amino acids)
Molecular function (GO): protein binding
Source: RefSeq, a predicted model, not a curated record
GAAAACAUAUGAGCAGUAACAAGUUUUAAUCUUGCUCCUCAGUACUAACAUGGACUAAUCUGUGGAAGCAGUUUAUUCCAGUGUCACCCAGGGUGCAGCCACACAAGGGGCUGUGUUGAAGGGUGUUUUUUCUUAUAAAUGAGGCACUUUUUCAUCUCUGUUUCUUAAACGUUAUCUGAGAACAUUUACCUUAUAGACAAGUAGUACAGGGUGGAUAAAUUCUACUUUCAAGAGAACUACUCUCUUCUGACAAGUCCUAGAUCAGUCUUCUACACAAGACAGCAUGAAAGAAUAUGUGCUCUUAGUGCUCUUGGCUGUGUGUUCUGCCAAACCCUUCUUUAGCCCUUCACACAUCACACUGAAGAAUUUAAUGCUGAAGGAUAUGGAAGACACAGAUGAUGAGGAUGAUAAUGAUGACGACAACUCUCUUUUUCCAACAAAAGAGCCAGUAUAUCCAUUUUCCCCAUUUGAUCUGUUUCCAACAUGUCCAUUUGGAUGCCAAUGUUACUCACGAGUUGUACACUGUUCUGAUCUAGGUCUGACCUCGGUUCCAAGCAACAUUCCAUUUGAUACGCGAAUGGUUGACCUUCAAAACAACAAAAUUAAAGAAAUCAAAGAAAAUGACUUUAAAGGACUGACUUCACUUUAUGCUCUGAUUCUCAACAACAACAAGCUAACAAAAAUUCACCCUAAAACCUUUCAAACUACAAAGAAGCUGCGAAGGCUGUAUUUAUCCCACAAUCAACUAACUGAAAUACCACUUAAUCUUCCCAAAGCAUUAGCAGAACUUAGAAUCCAUGAUAAUAAAGUUAAGAAAAUACAAAAGGAUACAUUCAAAGGAAUGAAUGCUUUGCAUGUGUUGGAAAUGAGUGCAAACCCUCUUGAAAAUAGUGGAAUAGAGCAAGGGGCAUUUGAAGGGGUGACAGUGUUCCAUAUGAGAAUUGCUGAGGCAAAACUAACCUCAAUUCCUAAAGACUUACCAUCAACUUUAUUGGAGCUCCAUUUAGAUUUUAACAAAAUUUCAACAGUGGAAGAUGAGGAUUUUAAGCGAUACAAGGAACUGCAAAGGUUGGGCCUAGGAAACAACAGAAUCGCAGAUAUUGAAAAUGGAAGUUUUGCUAACAUACCUCGUGUGAGAGAAAUACACUUGGAAAAUAAUAAACUUAAAAAAAUCCCUUCAGGAUUACAGGAGUUGAAGUACCUCCAGAUAAUCUUCCUUCAUUCUAAUUCAAUUGCAAAAGUGGGAAUAAAUGACUUCUGUCCAACAAUACCAAAGAUGAAGAAAUCUCUCUACAGUGCAAUAAGUUUAUUUAACAACCCAGUGAAGUACUGGGAAAUACAACCUGCAACAUUUCGUUGUGUUUUGAGCAGAAUGAGUGUUCAACUUGGGAACUUCAGAAAGUAAUAAUUAAUAAUGUCCACUCAAUUUAAAAUUCAAAAGUUCUCUCAUUUGGAAUACUUGAAUGCUAUUAAUAAUGGUAGAAAAAUCCAUAUGUGUAGAAAAAUCUGUCCUACAUGGUAAAUGACAAAAAAUUUCAACAGAAUUUUGCCAAUAUAUUGGUAUAUAAGGAUUAAGAGAAGUAUCUAUUGUAGUUUUCUUUUGCAUAAAGUGAUUGUGCAUAAAUUGCUUGCCUAACCAUUCCUUUCUCAGUAAAAAGUCAGUAUUUAACCCUUUGUUAUCUAGUCCAUUUUAAAAAGAACUGUACUGUAAACAGAAUGAUUGGCUUAGCAGCAUUUGUGCUCUUUCCUUUGUUAGAAAAACAAAAUUGACAAGGACAGCUAUAAGAAGAGUAUAUUAUACUAUUUUGUUCUUUAAUCAUUUGAGUAGUACUGUAAUAUUUCUGAUCAUGGUGAAGUAUGAUUUGAGAUAAUCAUAAUGAAAUUCUCAUGUGUUACAGCCUGUCUUUUAUGUUUAAAACUAUCUUCUUAUAAUAAAACUUUAAGUAUUCAUUACCAACUCUAUAGAUGCUAUUAAUAAGAGCUGGUUUUGGGGCUAAAGCACACAGGUUUCUUUAUAUAAUUAUUACCUGAUUAUAAAACCUUUGUAAAAAAAAGUGAGUGUUUAUAUAAAAUAUUACUCACAUUUUUAUUAUCAAUUAUUAUAAGCCUUAAAUAGCACGUCAAUUGUUAGGUUACAUAACAAUGUCACCUCAACUCCAAGGAGUAUUUUCAGGAUGUCCCUUUGGAAGAUCUAGCUUGAAAGGGUCUAUGUGCUAUGAAUUCUAUAUUCAUUUGUCUUUUCAAAUACAUACAGAAUGGAUAACUCAAGAAACACAACUGAACUGGUACAGCAUCAAAUAAAACAGACAAAAACUGAAAAUUCUGUACAAAA